Molecule: messenger RNA, 1533 nt
Organism: Ceutorhynchus assimilis (cabbage seed weevil)
Lineage: Eukaryota; Metazoa; Arthropoda; Insecta; Coleoptera; Curculionidae
Source: the annotation of a GenBank genome assembly
GUUUUAGUCGAGAUUUGGCAAUUUAUGUAGAUUUCAGUGAAAGAUGAAGAUCUUUUUUGGGAAUUGGAGAUUUUAUGCUAUCGUCGUGAUUGUCAACUUCAUCAGUAUCCUAGCUGGCGUGAUGUUAACAUGGCCAUCACCAGUUCUACCAAAACUCCUCUCAAACACAACUCUAAGUGAAAAUCCUUUAGGCCGACUGAUAACCACACAAGAAAAAUCCUGGAUAGCAGCUCUGGCUUCUCUAGGAGGCAUAUUUGGACCACCUCUGACCGGCUUCGUGAUGGAAAAAUUCGGAAGAAAACUCGCAAUAGCGACAGUCCAUUUACCAAACAUGUUUUCCGGUUUGAUGGCCGCUUUUGGCAAAAACGUUUGGUGGUUUUACGUUGCUAGAUUUGUCGGAGGUAUGGGUUCGCAUUCUGCCAUUGCUAUGGGUGCGAUUUAUUUUGGAGAAAUUGGCAAAAGUCAUAACAGAGGAAUGUUAUUUACAACAACAUCAAUAUCUAUUAACUUGGGUGCACUUUUGUCUUAUUGCGUUGGACCUUAUACGUCAAUACAAGUUUUUAAUUUGAUAAUUUUUGCUAUAGCUUUGGUUGGUUUUUUUGGAACACUAUUAUAUGUGCCAGAGUCGCCUUACUUUUUAUUGCAAAAAGGUCGAAUUGAAGCAGCUCGACAAUCAAUUGAAAUUUUUAAAGGUUCAAAAAACGUGCAAAGUGAAAUUAAAGAAAUUGAGGAUAAUAUUGCAAAAACACGCCAUGAUGGGCUGUUAGCUAUAUUUCAGACUAACGUGACUCGGAGGGCAUUUCUAAUGGCACUUCUUGUAGUGGCUCUGUCUCAAUGCUCAGGUGUGAAUGUUAUUUAUUCUUUCACUGAAUUAAUCUUUGAAGAAUCUGGCAGUACUUACAAUACAGUUGUGUCGGCUAUUUUAGUUGGAGUAGCCCAAUUGUUAACAGUUUUUAUUACAACUUUUGGAAUUGACAAGUUGGGAAGGAAAAAAAUGAUGGUGUUUUCCUCGACAGGUCUGGCAUUUACUCUUGGGAUUUUGGCUACGUAUUUUAGAUUCAAAACGGCUAACAGCGACAAUAUUGAAUCUUUAAAAUGGCUUCCAAUCGCUUGUCUUAUGUGUUUUGUAUGUUUGUUUAAUUCAGGCAUGGGAGGCGUUCCUUUUUUGUAUAUGGGCGAGAUCUUACCGUUGAAUGUAAAAUCCGUUGGGUCGGCUACGGUAAUGGCCACUUUUUGUUUUAUCGGAUUUUUAUUAAUUUUUUUCUUCAGUGAUGUUACUGCUUCAAUCGGCACUGGAGGCGGAUUUUAUUUAUUUGCUGGUGCAAUGGCUUUCAUGGCCUUGUAUACUUCUAUAUGGGUUGUUGAGACCAAAGGGAAGACUUUACAGGAAAUUCAUGAUUGUUUGGAUAAAUCGGAAAAGACGAAAAGUGCGUUUCCGGCGUGAUUAAGGAUAUUAUCGUGGCAAUAUAUUAUUGCUUUGGAUGUAUCUAGUAAUAGGUCUGUUGUAAGACAAUAAUUUGUAAUAAAAUUCGC